Zerene cesonia (dogface butterfly) is the source of this 3563-nucleotide messenger RNA. RefSeq names its product mitotic spindle assembly checkpoint protein MAD1 (gene Mad1). Gene Ontology annotation, cellular component: nuclear envelope; kinetochore; mitotic spindle. Gene Ontology annotation, biological process: attachment of mitotic spindle microtubules to kinetochore; mitotic spindle assembly checkpoint signaling. The transcript has 14 exons. The record is from RefSeq and is a predicted model, not a curated record. NCBI's taxonomy places the organism in Eukaryota, Metazoa, Arthropoda, Insecta, Lepidoptera, Pieridae.
CAAUAAAGCGUUUGCAUUUGUGGAUAGGAUUUGCAAUACAAACGCUUUAUUUUUCGGAAUAAUUUACGUCUAGUAAAAAAAAGUCUACAUAAAAAUUUUUGUCAUUCAGAAGUUAAUAGUGAAAGUUAACAAAUAAUUAUGGCUAAAGAAGGCGAUAUGUCGUUAUUUAAUGAUGUUCUCGAGCCUUUUCGGCGUGUUAUAAAUACCGACCCUCCAAAAGAUAAGUUAUCCUCUUCGACUAAGUUAAAUUUUUCAGACAGUAGUAAUCAGUCCGUAAAAGAAGGUAUAUCUAACCUACUAAGUUCAGGAAAACGCAAGUCAAGCUUUAGUGGUACAGACGCAGAAACCCCGGGAAAGCGCACGCGCAUAGAUUCAACAAGCGUGCCUCCAUCACCAUGGGAAGCUAGAAAACUGAAAACUGACUUGAUCGCUAUGAAAGCACAAAUAACCAAGUUAGAGGCCCGUAUAAAUCAUCAGCAUGCAAUUCGGAAGGAGAUGCAAAUAUUGUUUGAAGAAGAAAAAGCGUCUUUAGUGGACCAGCACAAGAGGGAUGAGCGAAUGAUGUCUGAUUUGGAAGAUAGAUUGCAAUUAGUGAGGAAGAGGGAACAGGAUUUAAGAGAGGAAUUUACUGAGUCGGUAAAAGAAUUUAAAGGCAGUAAAGCAAAAUGGGAAAGUGAAAGGUUAGAGCUUCAGAAACAAGUGGCAGAAUUAAAGGACCAAUUACUCGAAGCUAAUGUUAGCAGUAAGGACCAAUUGUCCGAAAUGGAAAAGGAUAUGAAUGAAUUGUUAGCUGCUUUAGAGGCUGCACAAGAAGAAAGUGAGAUACUUAAGGGAGAGGUUGAAAAGCUCAAGGCAAAGUCUGACCAAUGUACUAUGUUGAAGGCCCAACUAGAAAAACAAGCAUUUGAAUUGCAGCAAGCCACUAAUAAGUUGAAGGAAAUUGAAUAUGAGAGAGAUUCUUACAAAGACUGGCAGCAACAGGCAAAGACAGCUCAAAAACGGCUAUCGAACAUGGCGGAAUUAGAAAAGGAAGUGGGCAGGUUGCGUGCGACUGAACGCUCAUUACGUGACGCGGUUUGCAAUAAGUUGAUCUUGGAGGAGCAAGUGCAUAUAUUGUCGACCAAGGUGGAGGCGCUGCAGCCUGUACAACAGGAGCUACAUGAAGCUAAGGUGAAAAUAGCAUCACUAGAGUCGUCAUUAGAAGAAUGGCGCAGUGCGGCCCGAAGCCAUGGAGUAGAAUCAGCCCGGGCUCUAUCUUCGGCUUUGGAGAAUGCAUUGAGCGGACAACUCUCUGCUGUAGCUGGGGCUUCACAAGCACAGUCCCAACUUGCUCAACUUACUGAGGAAGUGGCAACAAUGAAAUUCGAACGCGAUAAGGCCACAGCAAAAUUGAAUGAUUUGCUGACAGUGCGGAAGAAUCAAGAGAGUCUUAUACACAGACUGCAAAAGAGACUUCUUAUUGUAACCAGAGAAAGGGACAGCUAUAGGCAACAACUGGACAGCUACGAGAAGGAACUCACAGUGACAUUAAGCGGGGACGUUGGUGCUGGAGGAGCUGCUUUAUUGUCGGCCAGGGUGGAACAGCUGGAGAAGGCCUUGCAAGGCUACCGGGACCUGCUGGCCACUCACGACCAGGAGGGACAUGCUAAAGCCCUGGAAUCGGCUCGAGCUGAAGCGAGCAAGUAUCGCGAAGAGGCGGAGGCGGCGAAACGCGAAAGCCGGGGCGAACGGGUAAUUAAUGAAUAAAUUGAAACUUCAAAAUUCAAACUUAUCUAUGCGCUAUAUAUGUAGGUUUUCUUAACUGUUUGUUGAUUUAUCCAGGUAUUGCAUCUAGCGGACAACCCAGCCGCCGUAGCUCACAAACAAAUGCAAAUGGACCUGGAAACAGCUCAGGAAGAGAUAAAGAAGUUAAAAGCGGCUCUCCGCGAGGGCGGCUCCUGCCCAGAAGAUAUGCAGCAAUUGAAGCAGCAGCUCGAAAAUAGCAGGAUUAAAUUGCAGCGAAUGAAAGAAGAAUUCACGGCAUCAGCCCAGGAGUACAGAGAUGUUUGCUACAUGCUGCUAGGCUACAAAAUAGACAGGACUGGCCAUAAAAAUUAUAGGAUAUCAAACAUGUACGCAGACACACCAGACGAAUACCUCACGUUCACGCUCUGCGAGGACGGCAUAGAGAUGGUGCACACGGACUACUCCUCCACGCUGGGCGAGCUGGUGGAGCUGCACCUGCACCAGCACCACUCGAUUCCGGUGUUCCUGAGUGCUCUCACCAUGGAGCUGUUCACACGCACCACCAUGCAAGUGGCGUGCUAGUGUUUGGCGAUAGUGCUGUGUCCGAGGAUAGUGUUGUGUUAUGCAGUGCGGGAUUUAUAGUCUAUAGAUUCAUGGGGAAUAAAUGGAUAGUGUGUGCGUUUUGUUGGAAUAGAGAAAGAGUUAUAUCGGAGAAUAUUCAGAUGAUCAAUCAGCUAUUAUGGAUUGUGUUUUCUAUAGGUCAGUGAUAAUUUGUGCAUAGUAUAUGUUUGAGUGGAUAGUUUACAAGAAGCCACGCAGCCUGUGCCCUGCAGAGUGAACAGAUAUGGGCUGAUAAUGUUAUAUAAGUAAAUGUAGGUUUGAGAAGUUCACAAACACAGACAUUUUGCAAUUUGCUAGAAAAACUUCCAUUGUCCACUAUUCACUUGGAUAAACACCAGGUUUGGGACUACAUUGGCUAUCAUAUUGUGUGGUUCAGUGAUUUGAGAUUCAUAGCAAAGAUUUAUGGAAAUUGACUUUUGACUUUAGAGUAUAUUGAUAUUGCUAUUAACUUUUAUUGGCAUAUCACAAAGAUGAUACAGCACGUCGAAGUCUGUGUGAUUGGUUAUAGUGAAGUGUGGUUGAGUCAUCCUGAAUUAAUUCUAGGAAGAAGAAGCCAUAAUCUACAAACUUAAGCUAAAUACUUUUUUAUUCACAUAAACAUAAGUCUUAUGAAUAGUACUAUUCUAAACUACAACUGGAUUGAACCACAUACAUUAUUUUAUUUAUAUGUCAUAGUGGGAAACUGUUAUUGUUAAAUCUAGGCAGAAUUUUGCAUUGUUCAAUGUUUUAAUUCUGACUAUUAACAAUAUAUUGAAUAUGUAAAUGAAACGUAAUAUCUAAUUACAAGAAAAAAAAAAAUUAAUAACGGAAUCUGUGCUAUAGUGCUGCAAGGAUCAUCUCGGACGUGGCGAAAUUUGGAACAAAUAAAUACCGUCAUUUUGUAGAACGUUAUUUGACGAAAGAUUGUUAAACGUGUUGGCUGAUGCAGUUAUCGUAUUUUCCCUAUUUAAUUUAAUUGAGAGAUUAGCUUAAAUAGUGAAAAUACGAUACGACUUCAUACCUAAUUUGCCUGAAACAACAGAUAUUGCAUCGGGAAAAUUUUAUUUUACACCCAACCAAGGUCGUCGAAGUAUUAAAAGAUGCUUGUAGCACUACAUUAUGCUUUGUGUUUAUGAUGUAGCGAUAGAAUGCUAGCAUUUUCGUAUAAAUAGUAUGAGGUUGAGUGUAAGGAAUUAAUUGUUGAAUAAUUACUUAUUUGAUUGACGUUUACAUAGCUU